Danio aesculapii is the source of this 5380-nucleotide messenger RNA. RefSeq names its product family with sequence similarity 149 member B1 (gene fam149b1). The coding region runs from base 412 to 2403 and encodes 663 amino acids. Gene Ontology annotation, biological process: protein localization to cilium; cilium assembly. NCBI's taxonomy places the organism in Eukaryota, Metazoa, Chordata, Actinopteri, Cypriniformes, Danionidae. The transcript has 16 exons. The record is from RefSeq and is a predicted model, not a curated record.
CCAGAAAUCUGUCAGCGCGAGCACCUUGGUCUCCAUGACAGUCUUGUUAUUGUUGUUCAGCCUAUAAUGAUGGAUUGAUGAAGAAUACAGCUGCUUUUCAUCUCAAUAAGCCUUCUUAAUAAAUCCGUCGACGAAAUGGUGGAAUAGUCCGACUUUUUGUUGCAUGUUCGCGGGCGGGUUUUUCUCGCCCACACCAGGUUUGGUAGUUCAGGCUCGGCCCAGUGCAGUGCUGGAUGCUGCAUAUUUUCUCACAUUUUUCUGAGCUGUGAUACAUUUUGUGUGGUCCGGACUGUGGGUGAAGCAUGAGAGAGCAGCGGUGGUACAGCGGCCCGGUCCGGACACUGGAGGCUCGGAGUCGGAUCACAGGCUCACAGACGGAGGAGAUGCGCCUGUUGUAACAGCAUCAGGAGGAUGAUUUCUCGAUACAGCCGUCGGCCUGUAUCUCACAACCUAGAGAUUCGUGGUUUGUCCCGCAGUUGUCUGGACCAGCAUCCUCUUCCAGAGGAGGCAGAUGAUGGUACUGCGCAUUCCUCCAGACUCCUGCACAAUCUACAGGAGGACAUGUCCUUAUACAGCAGGUCUGAGGAGUCCUCUGCAUCAUCCGUCAGAUCAGGAUGUCAGACACUCACCACAGAUGACACCGUUCCGUCUUGGUCUGGUAUCCAUAGUUACACAGGAACUGGCAUCUCGACAGAACGCAGCUCUGUCUUCUCGUGGGGCUACGAUGAAUUUGAUAAAGCCGCUUCUAGGCAGGUCCAGCAGAUGUUUGAAGAGAUUGACGAACUGUUGUAUGAAAGAAAGUGUGAAACUCAGCUUAAAGGACUCCAAGAUGAGUGUCAAGAGUGGGCUUUCCGAUUCCCUCAUCUGCGGAUUCUUGGAACGCAGCUGGUAUGUCCUACUGAUGAAGGAUUCCAGUGGUACGCCACACCAGCUCAGACCCCCAGCCCCUCUAGCAGCUUCCAGAGCAAAGAGAACACUGCUAGCGAGUUGUAUGUUCAGGGUCGGAGGGCUGUAUUGUGUCGGCCCACUGUGGAGGUGACCAACCCCAGUAUUACAACCAGUGGUAACAGUGAAGAUGAGCUGCCCAGUGUGAUCGAGGCUGAAGGGCUGAUAGAAGAGUAUCUCGCCUACGACUGCAGAGAUAUGGAUGAAGAAUGUGAACGUGAGUAUGUGAGCAGACGGAGGAGGCGGAGGCGGUGCCUGCCCCCUGUCUCACCCUAUCGAUGUCGUCAGGAGGCGGUGCUUGAUCUGCUGUUUGAUGACGUAUGGCGUGAGCUCAUUGGCUGGAUAGAGGAGCUUGUACGUAGACACUGGGAUGGAUUUGUGUUAGAUGAUGAGAAGAGUACCGUGGCCCUCAGCCCUGCAUGUCCUGAUCCCCAGAAUCCAUUCAUGCUGCUGCCCAAUGUCUCCACAGUGCUUCCUCCUCUUUCACAGACCAGAACGCAACAGCUCACGACAAACUUGCAGGCCCAGAGCUCAAAGUCAUGGGGUUCAAAGCACAAGUCAAGACGGAAAUCCAAAAAGCAGAGAAAGUCAUCGACUACCAGUCGAGUGCCUGUAGGACCGGCGGUCGCUCAUCACAAUCUCAAUGACCUCAUCAUGAUACAUGGCAUUCCACUGCAGCAAAGGAACCUGGGAACUCUGGACCGAUUAAAUCAGGACUCUGAGGAGAAAGUGUCUCAUCGUCCCGGCUCUAGUGCGAUCCCUGCCGGUAAACCCCGGCCCCGCAGGGCACUGGAUCUAAGCACCUCAUCUUUGACUCGCCCUCCUCAGUCUGCACGGCGACGGAACCCACCUCCUCGCAAUCUGAUGCCAAUUACGUCCAGCGUAACCCAGCCAAUCACAACCAUGGAGGAGGUGGUCAGAGGCACUAGACUGACAACUCCCAGUGAUCGUUUGACUUCACCUCCAAUGCAUCUCAGUAGAAACACACUCCUUCCUCCUAUUGGCACAGGAGACACAGACCAUGUGUACUCCGGACAACACACACGGCUCAUACAGAAGCAGAGAGGAUCCUCCAGUCGUGCACACAGUGCAGUGACAGAUGAGGGUAUCAGUUUGCAGCCCAGAGACAAACUACAUCUGCUGGACGUGUUUUCCAGACCCAACACCACACACACCUUUAGGUCAGACACCCCUUAUCACCGUUCAUUCACUGGGAUAGACAACAUCGGGCAGGGUCGACCUGGCAGGGCGUCUGUUGGCGUAGAUUCUCUGGGAAUUGGUGUGACUGGAAUCAGUUUGGGCAUCAGCAGCUCCUCCUUUAUAGACUCAUUUUCCCAUCAUCCAAUUGGUCAUUUCCCCAUCGGGCACGAGGAGGAGCCAGAUGCAAAAGCCUCAGGUCAAGCACGCUCGCAUAACAGAGGUGGUUCAACGGCACGCAGUAGCAGACCAGGGCUUUAACACAAACACACGUAAACACAUACACACACACAAAAUCCCCCUUACCUUCUUGAACCAAACUCACCUCAGCACUGACGCAACUUUUCAGUACUGACAGACACUUUGUAAGUCUGCUGGACUUUUGUAUGACGCGCUGUUUGAGCGUGGACCUUAUUUAUGACCACUGUUGUUAUUAAUAUUAAUAUUAUUAUUAGUAGUAAUGUUAUUCAUGUUGUUGUUUGAAAUUUUCUAAAACCCUAUUUUUGUAUAUUGGACUAUUCAGCUUCAUAUGGCUGCCAAAUACAGGAAACUGUCUAUCCCUUACAUCUGUAGAUGUACUGUACAUGCUGUACUGUAUGGAGUAACAACUUUUGGUUUUCUCUUAAGACGGCUCUGUGAGGCCUCCAUGGAGUUUCUAUGCAGGUUCAUACAAGCAGGGAGUUUAAAUAGCCAGAAUGUUGCCCUCGCCGGAGUGUUCGAGACCCUUUUUGGAUCGUGGAACCUGCUAUGGAAGAUUUAUACUGUCUGUAUUCUAGACGGAUGUUUCAUCGUGAUGCAAUUCCAACCACUUUAUAUUCACGAUCUUGGACCAUAGGUGUGUAAGAAUUCUUCGUUUUGUAUCAUGAUAUCGUGAUCGUGGAAUGUUCAAUAGCAAUUGUAACAUCCUAAAUGACUCUAAGGUCUUAUUUCCAGCAGCGUAAACCGCAAUGAAUGGUUUUUCAGAGGAAAACACUGACAUUCUGGAAGUAUACCCGCAAUAUGAGGGUAGGCCGGUACAAUAGUUCAGCCUACAUAAUGACAGGUGAAAGAGGAUUUCAAGUUUCUUAUUUUAAAACCGUUCGCUAUUCAGAAAAAUAAGCCGUGAGUGAGCCUUAAGGUGCAGUCCCAUUUAAUGUUACUCGGCUUAAAUUUCAAGAGGCUGGACAAGUACACAAAUCCUGUAUUUGGUAACAAUGCAGAUACACAAAUGAGUACUCCUUUUCUAUUUGAAUCAAGUAAAGUUACAAAAGCACUAAGUGAUAGAUGUUUAUUUAUUCAGCAAGAAAAGUUCAUGUCUAGAUUUAAAGGGAUAGUUCACCCAAAAAUAAAAAAUUCUUUAAAUCAAUCAGUCAAUAUUCGAUAUUUUGAAGAAAACCUUCUCCGAUUGUCUUCAAUAGUAUUUGAAUUGUUUUGGUGAACACUAACAUCUACACUAACCAGCCACUUUAUUAGGUACACCUGUCUAACUGCUCUUUAACGCAAAUUUCUAAUCAGCCAAUCACAUGGCAGCAACUCGAUGCAUUUAGGCAUGAUCAAGACAAUCUUCUGCAGUUCAAACUGAGCAUCAGAAUGGGGAAGAAAGGGGAUUUAAGUGACUUUGAACAUGGCAUGGUCUGAGUAUUUCGGAAACUGCUGAUCUACUAGUAUUUACACGCACAACCAUCUCUAGGGUUUACAGAGAAUGGUCUGAAAAACAGGAAAAUUUCCAGUGAGCGGCAGUUCUGUGGGUGCAAAUGCCUUGUUGAUGCCAGAGGUCAGAGGAGAAUGGCCAGACUGAUAGAAAGGCAAAUCAUCUCAGACUGGUUUCUUAAGUAUGAGUUCACUGUACUCAAAUGGCCUCCACAGUCACCAGAACUUAAUCCUAUAGAGCACCUUUGGGAUGUGGUAAAACGGGGGGAUUUUCAUCAUGGAUGUGCAGCAGACUGAUCUGCAGCAACUGCUUGAUGCUAUCAUGUCGAUAUGGACCAAAAUCUCUGAGGAAUAUUUCCAGUAACUUGUUGAAUCUAUGCCAUAUAGGAUUAAGGCUGUUCUGAAGGCAAAAGGGGGUCCAAUCUGUUACUAGUAUGGUGUACCUAAUAAAGUGGCCACUGAGUGUAGUUCAGAAACAACUGGAAGUCAUGACAGACAAAUACACUUGAACGAGAGAUAAGGAAAAAAUCCCUAUGGAAUUUUGCAGAGUAACAGUAAAUGUGACCUCACCAUUAGUUCUGUGAACCACACAGAGCUCGGCAUGUGACGGACAGGACUUUAUUGUAUAUUUAUUAUCACAUAUAUAUAUAAAUAUAAGUGCACACAAAGAGUUCAGGGUUCAUAUAAAUAUGCGUACUGUAAUUUUUUUUUUCUUUUUCCUGGUCAGCAUUAAGUGGAAUUUACAGGAAUAUUAUACAGUAGAAAAAGUCAUUCGUUUAUAGUUUUGAAUGGCCAUUUUGGUUCCUUUUGGUGCCAGGAAAUAUUUAACUUUAAAUAGUCAAGCACAUUUUAAUGUACCAUUUUACUGGCAGAUAUUGAAUGUGGCUCUUAAUGUUUAUGUGGCAGCUUCACUGUAUCAGCAUUUAUUGAUGAUCUCUAACUGAACAUUUGCAUUUCUCUGAUUUGAUAACGUGUUGAUCUCAGUGAGUGAGUGAGUGAGUAUUGCUUUUAAUCAACAGUUUUGUUUUGUUUUUCUAUCUGGAGAGUAACCAAGCUCAAAGCAUGUAUUAUGAGUGUACAGGCCAUCAUAAUGUUUGAUGAUCAGAGAGAUGGAUUCCUCUACAGCCAUACUGAAGGGAUGUCAGGAGAAGACAUCUCUUCAUACCCCAGCCUAACGCCUCGGCCUCUGAGACAGAUCCAACUCUUCUUCACUCAGCUCGGCAAGGACAAUCUAGAGUUGCAGAAGUGUAGCCAUAUUUGACUCCUAGAAUUUCCGGCGGAGAUUUCUAGAGUUUCCAGUAGACAUUCUGCUGUCUGAGUUUCAUUGCUGCUGAUUUGAGAGGGCAGAUUUCAAGAGCCAUGUCACCUGUAUCAACCGAAACGGUCAGGUGCAGAUGUUUUGUGUGCGGAAACAAUGAGUGAUCUGCUCUGAAUCAGGUGGAGAUGACAGUGCUGGAUGGGAGUGUAAGUGCGCAAGUGUGUAUGUGUGUUUGGAGGUGACCGCUCUUAGCAGGUGUAGCACUGCUUUAUCUAAGACUCCCCCUAAAUGUUUACCUCUGUAACAUAAAUGAGAAUGGCAAUUGACAAAUAAAGGUAAUUAUUUGAAUAA